AUGAUGAGUGAUUCCGAAGCAACAUCUGUAGCACCAAAUACAUCUGAGGACAAGAUGGUGGAUGAAUCCAAUUCACAAGAUCAAAUGGUUGAUGAAAAUAUUGUGGAUGUAUUGGGAGAUGGUGGUAUCAUCAAGAAAAUUUUGAGAGCUGCUCCUGAUAAUGAAACAGCCACUCCUCCCGAUGGAGCUCAAGUUACUGUUCACUAUGUAGGAACAUUGGCCUCUAAUGGUAAAAAAUUUGAUAGUAGUAGAGAUCGUGAAGAACCUUUUAAAUUCAAUAUUGGUCAAGGAAGCGUGAUCAAGGGUUGGGAUGAGGGUGUAGCAACGAUGAGAAAAGGUGAGCUUGCCUUGUUUACUCUUAAACCAGAAUAUGCCUAUGGAAAGAGUGGUUCUCCUCCAUCCAUUCCUCCAAAUGCUACUUUGCAAUUUGAGGUUGAAUUGUUGGAUUUUAAUGAUGAAGAAGAAGUAACCAGUGGAAUUACCAAGAAGGUUCUCUCAGAAGGAGAAGGUUGGAGAAAGGCUGAAGAAGAUGGAGCUACUGUUGUUUGCUCUUACAAGAUUUAUGAGAAGGACAAUGAAAGUAGGGUUUUGGAACAAGUCGAUGACUUGAAAUUUGUUUUUGGUGAUGAGAAUGUAGUUUCAUUUGUGGAAGAUGCUAUUGGAAGCAUGAAGAAGAACGAAAAAGCCCUUUUCACAAUUACUCAAGUCUCUCCUUGCCAAUAUUUAGAAUAUACUAGUCACACGCAAGAAUUUAAGAAUAAUUUUUCUAAUUUAUUAACAUCAAAGCCUGUUCUCAAGAUGGAAGCUCAUUUGAAAGAUAUUGAUAAUGAGAAAAAUUCAUGGGAGAUGUCUCAUGAGGAAAAGUUAAACAGUGCAGAGAGUAAGAAGGAGCAAGGUAAUGAACUGUUUAAGAACAAAAGAUUCAACCUUGCCCAAAAGAGAUAUGAACGAGGUUUAAGUUUGAUUGAAGAUCAACACCCAUCCGAUGAGCCAGAAGAGCAAAAGAAGAGAAGAAAUCAAAUUCUUACCUCCAUUUACAAUAAUUUAAGCGCCAUCUACCUCAAGCAAGAACAAUUUUCUCAAGCUGUGAACAAGUGCGAUAAGGCUCUGGAAAUUGACAACCAAAGCAUUAAAUCCUACUCUCGAAAGGCUCAAGCUUUACAAUCUCUUGGAGAAUUAGAAGAGGCUAAAGCAACAUUGGAACGGUGCUUGAAUGUUUGUGGUAAUACGACAUCUGAGACCCAACUCCAAUUAUUAGAUCUCGUCAAGUCACAAUUAACCAAAGUUUCGAAAGCUCUAUCUGAACAACAAAAGAAGGAAAAAGCAAUGUUCAGCAAAAUGUUCCAAUAA
Naegleria lovaniensis is the source of this 1350-nucleotide messenger RNA. RefSeq lists its product as uncharacterized. The transcript has a single exon. Lineage: Eukaryota; Heterolobosea; Eutetramitea; Acrasida; Naegleriidae. The record is from RefSeq and is a predicted model, not a curated record. Gene Ontology annotation, molecular function: protein binding; peptidyl-prolyl cis-trans isomerase activity. Bases 1 to 1350 code for a protein of 449 amino acids.